Gadus morhua (Atlantic cod) is the source of this 1338-nucleotide messenger RNA. RefSeq names its product retbindin (gene rtbdn). The record is from RefSeq and is a predicted model, not a curated record. NCBI's taxonomy places the organism in Eukaryota, Metazoa, Chordata, Actinopteri, Gadiformes, Gadidae. Gene Ontology annotation, cellular component: external side of plasma membrane. Gene Ontology annotation, molecular function: riboflavin binding; signaling receptor activity; riboflavin transmembrane transporter activity.
GAGACACUGGAAAUAAAAGCAGUAGAGCCAUGGCCAGAGUCCCAGGGGAGGGACGCAGGCUACACGACGAGGAGGAGGAGAGGAGACUUGUUGGACGAUAAAAUGCCCUUCAAUUAAAUCCGAGGGAGGGAAGCUGACGCGCAUCCCCGGCAGGAGACACGGGCACGCGCACGGAGAGACGGGCACGCGCGCGGAGCGGAGCUGCAGACUCUAAUCAACCAGCGCAACCAGAGGACGCUUCGGUUCCUCAUCGGCGGAAUAAACGAGCAAAAUACAAAGCAGUGUGGUUGAUGAUGGUCACCAUGGCGACCCCGCUGCUCCUGGCCCUCCUGGUGGGGGCACUGCCCUCCCGUGCAUUCGGCGAGGGGGCGUGUCUUCAGGACAGGAAACACAAGACCACGCCCAGCGCUGAACCCCAGCUGACGGAGUGCUCGCUGUACACCGACAACGCGUGCUGCACAGUGGAGGACGUCCAGGACAUCGCUCACGUCCCGGCCCUCAGCAACAAGAACGCCCCCUGGGACCACUGCGGACAUCUGAGCUCCACGUGUGAGGUGUUCCUGAAGCGGGUCUCCUGUUUCUACCGCUGCUCGCCGGACGCCGCCCGCUGGCCACACCCCCGCCGGCGCUCCUACAUCCAGGCCGUCCCGCUCUGCCACAGCUUCUGCCGCGACUGGUUCGAUGCCUGCAGGAUGGACCUGACCUGCGCCCGCAACUGGGCCCGGGACCCCCGCGGCCACAACUGCACGGGGACCUGCGUCCAGUACCAGCAGAUGUAUCAGCACGGCCGGGACCUGUGCGAGAGCUUGUGGGGCGACGCCUUCAUGACGGUGGAGGACCAGGUGGAGGAGGAGGAGGGGGGGCACCACGAUGGCGUCCAUGGCAACGACGGUCCCCCCGGCGACGGUCACCCCGGCGACAGCUCCCGUCCGUGCGGCUGUCUGACCCUCAGCUCAUCGGACCGCGACGUGAUGGCGGCACUGCGGGCGCAGAGCGUGGACCCCGAGGAGCUCGACACCACCAAGUCCGGCCUGCCCCAGUACCGCGCCCCCUGCCAGGCCCCGCCCCCCCCCAGUCCUGUCACGCCCCCCGCCGCCAGGAAGGCGGGGAAGGGAGGGCGGGCGAAGGCGGCGCUACGGAAACGCUCGGUGGCGGUGGAGGAUGCGGAGGGGAGCGGGAGCGGCAUGUAGGCGCUAUAGAUCUACACUCUCUAUCUUUCUCUAGAUCUAUAGAUCUAGAGACAGAUAGAGGGUAGAAAUCUAGAUUUAUAGAUCUAGAUCUCUACCCUCUAGCUGUCUCUAGAUCGAUAGAUCUAGAUCUCUACCCUCUAGCUGUCUC